AUGCCAUUCGGCCUGCUCACCGCUGAUAUGCAUCCCCGCUGUGCCGUCACUGCGGCGCCUGUUUACUCCGCGAUUCCAGUCUAUACCUUUGAUGGCGACGAUGACGACGACUCACUGAAGGAGUGCGACACGACGCCGCCGCUGAUUGUGCAGGCGGACGAGGGGGGAUGUGUAAUCUUCGACAUCGACCCUUUGGCGUGGAUGCUGUAUGUCAUCGACGAGGAGACCGAGGAUGAGAUGGGUGGGGUGGUUAUGGAUGGGGAUAGGCCCGCCAACCCAUCCACCAACCUCCACGAGCUAUCCACACAACGACCCCAAAUCUCGAACAAGAGUAGUUCACCCAUGCUAUUCAGCUUCGUCACCAAGACCAUGGUGUUCAGCUACACCCCCAGCGUCACCGCUAACAAGAAGGAUGAUGGCAAGAAGGAUGUUGGCAAGAAGGAUGUCGGCAGGAAGGAUGGUCGUGCCGGCACGCAAGGUCACGAGGAGAAGAGUGGUGAUCAGAAGCAGGGUGAGGCUGCGGGGAAGCCAUGGGUGAGCGCGCUGUAG
Molecule: messenger RNA, 549 nt
Organism: Didymella exigua CBS 183.55
Lineage: Eukaryota; Fungi; Ascomycota; Dothideomycetes; Pleosporales; Didymellaceae
Exons: 2
Coding region: 1-549 (182 amino acids)
Source: RefSeq, a predicted model, not a curated record